Molecule: messenger RNA, 1917 nt
Organism: Nakaseomyces glabratus
Lineage: Eukaryota; Fungi; Ascomycota; Saccharomycetes; Saccharomycetales; Saccharomycetaceae
Gene: MRS6
Product: GTPase-activating protein MRS6
Biological process (GO): protein geranylgeranylation; vesicle-mediated transport; small GTPase-mediated signal transduction
Cellular component (GO): cytoplasm; cytosol; nucleus
Molecular function (GO): GDP-dissociation inhibitor activity
Source: RefSeq, a predicted model, not a curated record
AUGCUGAGUCCCGAGAGACGUCCGUCUAUGGCCGAGAGAAGACCUUCUAUACUUGUGCCACAUAUCGAUCAUAAUAGGGACGGUUCGAGCGUUGUGCAUACGCUGAUGGUGCCACAUCUUGCUGGUAUUGAGGACCCGCUACCAGAGGCCACACCAGAGGAAGUGGACGUGGUUAUCAUUGGUACAGGUAUGGUGGAGAGUGUGUUGGCAGCGGCGUUGUCCUGGCAAGGAUCCUCUGUGUUGCAUAUAGAUAAGAACGAUUACUACGGAGACACCUCGGCUACGCUGACUGUGGACCAGAUAAAGAAGUGGGUGAAUGGGAUUAACUCCGGUGAGGUUAAAGGUUACACUAAUGCAAAACUGUACGUGUCCACCCUAAUAGGGCCCAACAGGUAUGCCUCCCGCGAUUUCGGUAUCGAUUUAUCCCCAAAGGUGCUGUUCGCCAAGUCAGACCUGUUAUCAAUACUGGUGAAGUCCCGUGUGUACCAGUACUUGGAAUUCCAAUCCUUAUCGAACUUUCACACCUACGAAAAUGACUCCUUCGAAAAACUGACCAACUCAAAACAAGAGAUAUUCACCGACCAGAAACUACCUCUAAUGACUAAGAGAAACCUCAUGAGAUUUAUCAAAUUUGUGUUUAACUGGGAACAACAACCUGAGAUAUGGCAACCGUACCAGGACAGAACUUUGGAAGAAUUUCUAACGGAGAAAUUCAAGUUGGAGAAAGCUCAAAUCUCUGAACUUAUUUUCUCUAUCGGUCUGUGCUACAACAUGAACGCAAAGAUGCCUGCAGUAUUCCAGAGAAUACGUAGAUACUUGUCGAGCUUUGACGUCUACGGCCCAUUCCCAGUAUUAUACUCGAAAUAUGGUGGCCCUGGUGAAGUAUCACAGGGUUUCUGUAGAUCUGCAGCUGUUGGUGGCGCUACAUAUAAGUUGAACGAGCAACUAGUAUCAUAUAACCCAUCCACUAAAGUGGCUACUUUCUCGGAUGGCAGUAAUGUAAAAGUAACUGAAAAGGUGAUUGCCUCACCAACCCAAGCACCUCCAGAUUCCCAAAACAUUCCACAACAAAAAUACGAAGUUCAUAGAUUGACUUGUAUUGUCGACAAGCCAUGUCUAGAAUGGUUCAAUGAAGGGGAAUCGGCUGCGGUAGUAGUUUUUCCUCCAGGUUCUUUGAAAUCAAACAACACUGAAGUUGUCCAAGCUCUAAUUCUCGGUCCAGGUAGUGAAACAUGCCCUGCUGGUACCUGCAUAUGGUAUUUAUCUACCAGUCAGCAAGGCUCGAAGGCUGAACUGGACCUUGACGCUGCUUUGGAGGCAAUGGAAAUUUCAAUUCUACGUGAAUCCUCCAGUGAUUUGGAGAACAAUGAUGACAUAGUCCAAUUUUCGGUAAACGGACAAACUAUAAUUAAUUCUGUGAAACUAGGACAGUCGUUCAGAGAAUAUAUUCCAAGAGAGAAACUUCAAUUUCUAUUCAAACUAUACUACACACAAUUUACAUCAACACCACCAUUUGACGUCGUUAACCCCGCACUUUUUGCCACAAAUACGAGCUCAAAGGAACUCAUGAUCCCUGGUGCUAGCGAUAAUGGCAUCAUCUACUCACCAAUGCCCUCUGUUGAGAUAUCUUACGAUGAAGUGAUAACCGCCGCAAAGGUACUGUACGAGAAAAUUGUAGGUAGUGACGACGACUUUUUCGAUGUAGAUUUCGAAGAUGAAGAUGAGAUGAGAGAAAUUGCUGCUAAUGCAGCUUCAAAUGAUAUGACAAACAAUAAAGUGGGUUCACAACAGACCAAUGCAGGCAUUGCUAACCCCAUGAUUUACGAAAACGCAAUUGUCGACGAAGAUGAUGACUCUCAAGAUGUUGAAAUGGAUAGAAAUGAUGACUCAGAGUUUGUUGGAGAAAUGGAGAUAUGA